This is a messenger RNA of Periconia digitata, 1971 nucleotides long. NCBI's taxonomy places the organism in Eukaryota, Fungi, Ascomycota, Dothideomycetes, Pleosporales, Periconiaceae. The record is from the annotation of a GenBank genome assembly.
CGUUGUCCCAGAAUCUUUGUUCAUUGCGAUUUUCUCUCCUCGACGCGAAUCUUCAUGCAUCCAAAUAGACAUGUCUCCACAGACAGCUCCAUCUAAACCACGCAAGCCGCGACCAUCUCGGGCGCGCGGCUUGAGGACCACUACUGGCUGUUUGACGUGUCGCAAAAGACGCGUGAAGUGUGAUGAAAGCAAGCCUCAUUGCGGACAGUGUAGCCGGUCGGAAAGAGAAUGCGUGUAUGCCCAUGCGAUUAACACAGCAGCGGUUCAUCCCGAAAGCGAAAGCAAUGGCCAGAACACCACCUGUCACGCAACAUUUUCGUCACUGGUUUCGCCUACUUCUGUUACGGGAUCUGCCUCGACGAGGACUCUGGGAGACAUCGAUCCUCAGUUGUAUUCUGAGUCGUCAGAGUUAAGAUUUGAUCUUACACCAUUGACCCUAACGACAUCCGUCCCUUCACCAAAUUCUGCGCCGUAUGAGUGGUAUGACCUGCUUGCAGAGGACGCCGUCAACAACAUUCGGAAGCACAAUCUCGGAUUUGAUUCGAACAUUUUGUCGAGACGACAAAGCCCUGUCCCCAAAGCAGCAGACGAUGAUGGCACGGCAUCGCCCGACCGCGAUUUCUCUGAAGGGCCGUCUGAGGAACCUUGGCAGUCCCUAGAGCCCAUUCAUAUGGCGGAGGAUGAUCUUGCCCUUUUCCAGCACUUCAUUGACACUGUUGCGCCAAUCCUAGAUUUGUUCGAUCCGUGCAGACAGUUCGCACACGUUGUCCCGCGUCUUGCCGUACAUAAUGUUGGGGUACUCAAGUCUUUGCUCGCUGUCGCUGCCCGACAUGUUGGGCUCUCUUCGAGUGCCACUAUACAAAAAGAGGCCCUUGUGCAGACUCCCGGAUCCAACGCAAGCCGGCAUGACUCGGGCGACUCAACAAGUCGCUGCCCGGAAGUAGCCACUCGAUACUACUACGAGACUCUGCAAUACCUGUCCCAAAAUCUUCUGUACCCAUCUUACACAAAGUCUAGGGAGAUCCUGGCGACUGCAUCACUCAUCUCCACGUUUGAGAUGCUCGACGUGUCGAAGAAGGCGGGGGAGGGUAACUGGGAAAGACACUUGCGUGGAAUCUUCUGGAUUCAGAGAUCCCAAGACAACAAUGGGGAAAAGCGGGAUGCGUUGCGACGAGGUGUCUGGUGGUUGUGGCUGCGACAGGAUAUCUGGGCAGCUUUUCAAGAGAAGCGAAGGGUGCUGACCAUUUGGCGGCCCAAGAAACGUCUGAUGGAUCUCACCUCGAAUGAACUCUCCACUCGGAUAUUGUACAUCUGUGCACGAUGCGUCGACUUCGCUGCGAACGAGAAACAAUACGACAUCGGUAUCCGGAUCAGCCAGGGGGAGAAGCUGCUUCAGGCCCUCGACGACUGGUGGCAGAUCCUCCCGGCUUCGUUCCGACCAAUUUACAAAACAAAUAAUGCUGGAUCAGAGUUCAGCUCGAAGAUAUGGAUUCACCCUCCUUCUCACUCUGCAGCUGUUCAAAUGUUCCAUUUCGCGCGCAUAAUUGUUCUGACCAACCAACCUUCGGUGGGUGGAAUGCUCGAGUAUUGUCAAAGACAACGUCUCUUAGAUGAGAGUGUGGAGACCAUCUGUGGUAUAGCUAUGGCGCAUCAAGGGAAAGAUCUACCCAGUGCGUUUGUUAAUUUCCAAGCAUUGUAUGCUGCCGGACUCUGUGUGCAGAUACCUGCUAGACAGAGUGCAAUCUUGCAACUUCUCGAGGCAACACUAGAUGUCACCAAUUUCCCCCCGAAAACAUUACUUGACGAUCUCAUUGCUUAUUGGAGAGCUGCACCAUAGGGGGACAUGGUGAAGCGAUGCAGUUUCCGGGAUAGCCGAUCUGUUCGCCGGGCAUGCCCGGGCAUGCACUUGGAUCGUGCCAUUACUUGUGGGGCUUGCCCGUUCUACAUUCUACAACGUCUAUCGUGCCAUCC